Trichoplax adhaerens is the source of this 756-nucleotide messenger RNA. RefSeq lists its product as uncharacterized. Bases 1 to 756 code for a protein of 251 amino acids. Gene Ontology annotation, cellular component: membrane. Gene Ontology annotation, biological process: G protein-coupled receptor signaling pathway. The transcript has 3 exons. The record is from RefSeq and is a predicted model, not a curated record. NCBI's taxonomy places the organism in Eukaryota, Metazoa, Placozoa, Uniplacotomia, Trichoplacea, Trichoplacidae. Gene Ontology annotation, molecular function: G protein-coupled receptor activity; peptide binding.
AUGGCUAUCUCCGACGUUAUGCUGUUAGCAUGUAGUAUCAUUUAUCUUUCUUUAAAUGCAUUACUUGCCGUGGAAGUUGAAAUGGAAGCUAUUAAUAUGAAAUUGGCUUGCCAAAUAAAUGCAUUUAUUAUUGGUUCAUCUUAUUUAACAUCUUCACAAACGUUUGCUGUAAUUAGUAUAGACCGGAGCAAAGUAGUAUUAUAUCUCAUUAUUGCUUCUAUAUGGACUAUUGCUUUGAUCUUAUCUCUUAGACUAUACUUGACUGUAGAUAGUCAUCCUAGAUUUCCUUAUCUGUGUGAUAUUAAGCCAGUCGAUGAUCAAAAUAAUUAUUCAAUGUCUGUAUAUCAUAUCGUUGCUGCUGUUGUAUCCUAUCCGAUUCCACAUCUAAUCGUGGUUAUUCUAUAUUUGAAAAUAAUUUACCGCAUGAAGUCAUCCUACGGAAGUAAUCCUGCAGUUUUUAGUAAUAGGCGUUAUCACCAUCAGAUUAAUGCCACGAAAAUGAUGAUAAUGGCAACUAGUUUAUUUAUAAUUAACGCACUGCUACUGUUUUUGAUAUGGGUAAAAGUAGCUAUCACCAGAAAAUCUCUAGCCGAAUUAAUUAUAGCUUAUGGUCGGCCUUUCGUCAUGCCUAUUGCAGUAUCAUUGUUUUUGGCUACUUUAACUGGUGUUCAGAAUGCAAUUACUUAUUUUUCUUAUAAUAAGGGCUUUCGUCUUGCUUUAAAAAUGUACCUGAUCGAUUCAGCAGCGUGCCGAUAA